Messenger RNA from Ananas comosus (pineapple), 1358 nucleotides. RefSeq names its product nucleolin-like. The transcript has a single exon. The record is from RefSeq and is a predicted model, not a curated record. NCBI's taxonomy places the organism in Eukaryota, Viridiplantae, Streptophyta, Magnoliopsida, Poales, Bromeliaceae. The coding region runs from base 1 to 1098 and encodes 365 amino acids.
AUGAGGCCCGCGGCGGGGGCGACGCCGAAGGCGGCGGCGGUGGCGUCGAGCCCAGGGCGAGCCNUCGUCGCUCGGAGCCGGAGCGUUGGCCGCGCCUCGGCGGCGGCUGCGGCGGCGGCGGCGGAGGCGGAGGCAGAGGGCGGGGAGCCCUCGUCCCCGAAGGUCACGUGCAUCGGGCAAGUGCGGAUUCGGAAGGGGAAAAAGGGCGAGAAGAGGGCGAACCCUAGCAACUCCAAGGCGAAGGCGAAGGCGAAGGCGAAGGCAUCGACGAUCAUGGCGAUCGCGCGGUGCCGUUGCCUGCAGAGCGCUCUCCUCUGCGGCGGCGGCGGAGAGUUGUGCGCGGGGAAGCCGAAGAGCUGGCGCGCGCCGCAGCGGAGGGGCGCGCUGUGGCGGCGGCUAGGGUUGAGCUUCGGAUCCGAAGAGGAAAAGAGCUGUUCGGGGAGCAAGGGGUUGGAGAAGGGACCAGGGGCGGGGGCGGGUUUCAUCACGGCGAGGUCGGAGAUCGCCCCGGCCGAGAUCAAAUCCAAUCGCGGAGAAACUAACGAUGGAAACUACGACGACGAAGAAGGAGCAGGAGGAGAAGAAGAAGAGGAAUCGGAGCGCGAGGAGGAGGAGGAGAGCGCGCGGUUCGUGUCGCCCGCGAAAGCCGCGACCCCGCCGAGGAACGCGCUUCUGCUGAUGCGGUGCCGAUCCGCGCCGCACAACCGCUCGUCGGCCCUGGCGACGGCGCGGUUCGCGAUCUCCCCCGAUCCGGCGAAGCGAUCGCCCUCCCCCGCGGCGGCUGCGGCGGCGGAGGAGGAGGAGGAGGAGGAGGUAGAGGAGGGGCAAGAGGAAGCGGCGAAGCUUGAUGAGAGAAGAGAGGAGCGAGGCAUCCAUGGUGAUGAGGAGAAAGAGGACGAAGAUGAUGAUGAUGAGGAGGAGGAAGAGGAGGAGGAGAUGAGGUGUUCUUCGUCGCGGCCAUUGGUGCUGACGAGGUGCAAGUCGGAGCCGGCGAGGAGGGCGGCGAAGAUGGUGGCGGCGGAGGCGGCGAGCUGCUUCUGGAGACGUAGGAGGGUGGCGGCGCCGCCGCCUCGGGAGGAGCGGACACCACCGCGCUGACCCAAACAAAUUAAUUAAUUUCCCGCCUCUCUCUCUCUCUCUCUCUCUCUCUCUCUCUCUCUCUCUGUGUUUUUCUUUAUUAUAGUUUUUAGUAAUUAGUAGUAGGGGGAGUUGAUGUCUUCGUUUGUUGGUUAAUUUGUUUAACUGAACUGCUGUUGUAUGGCUCGGUCCUCGGAUGUAUAAAAAGCAUACAUAGAGUGUUUUGUGGAGUGUUAAUUAAUCGCCAAUUUGUUAUUAAACCAAACAGUGAUCUAAGUUAA